GGGGAGGGAGGGAGGCAGGCAGGCAGGGCGUAGCUUCAUGGGGUUUGCAAGGUCGUCUGUAGGACGUCCAUCAGGUCUAUGUUAGGAAAUUUAGGACGUCGGGCUAAAUCAUGUCGAGUGAGCAUUUUAAUGUAGAAUGUUUUAGUCUUUAGUUCCGAGACCGACAAAACAAGAAAAGACGCAAAACGUGUAGUUCCAGACAGUGUAAUUUCAGUCGAAACUACUUCAUAAACGCGAAAGAUCAUCGUUGAGGCAUCUACUUGGGAUUUGUCUUUUGACAACUGAAUACUAAAUACCCAAAUUAAAGGUUCACAUAAUUCAGCCAUAUACCACGGCAGCCAUCGACAAAGCUUCCGAUAAGCAUGGGCCGAGGCAUCGUCAUGGGUUGUCUGAACCAGUGGCGGUAAUCAAAACGUUUUCAAGAGUGACGGAGCAAGCUCGGGGAUUGGGGGGUGAGUGCGUCUUAUCAGCGAGUCCGCGGCUAUCCCCGAGUGGCGAGGGCACGGAGAAACGCGACGGCGAGACGACCGACGCCAACGACGCUGCGGGUCUCGCUAUCGGGUGUCUGAGAAACAGCCGCCGGGCACAAAUACCAAGGCCACAAAAUCCCCUUCCGACUCGUCCGAACUUCAAGCAGUCGCUGAACAAGACCUACGAGUCUACGGCCACAGUUUUUUUUUUCCCCCAGGCAGACGCGACCAUGGCGAUACUACGGUUCUACCAGUCCCCGGCCCUCUCUGAGAGCGCCGCUAGGGGCAAGGUGGCUGCCAUCAAUGGUGCCCUGGGUGAGGAGGCUGUGGCCUCGGUCACAACCGAGUACUGCUACUAUGUCCAGCUGCGUGGUCAAGAAGCUCUUGACCAAGAGCAGCGCAAACGCCUGGUGUGGCUCCUCACGCCGGGAUUCAAGGUGCGCCUGGCUCCAGAGACUGGCCUUGCGGAGACCAACGGCAAUAUCGUGGUCGAGAUUGGACCCAGGCUGAACUUCUCGACACCGUCAUCAACCCAAUCGGUGGCGAUUUGCCAGACGAUCGGCCUCGAGUGUGUGGAUCGCGUGGAGCGCUCCACUCGCUACCUGAUUGCCUUGAAGAGUGGGCACACCAAGCUUUCUGAGGCAGCAAAACGCAAGGUAGUGGAUGUGCUGCACGACCGCAUGACAGAGGCCCAUUAUGUGACCCCGGUGACGUCCUUCGAGCUUCCUCCUAGCACUCACUCGUGGGAAGAGGUGGAUAUCCUGACCCAUGGGAGACCCGCUCUGGAGCGGGCCAGUGCCCAGCUUGGUCUCUCAUUCGACAACUGGGAUCUGGACUUCUACACGGACUUGUUUCGAAACAAGCUCAAGCGAAACCCGACCACCGUGGAAUGCUUCGACCUGGCACAGUCCAACAGCGAGCACAGCAGACACUGGUUCUUCAAGGGGCGCAUGGUGGUUGAUGGCAAGGAGAAGCCUGGAUCUCUCUUCUCUCUCAUCACGGCCACUCAGGACACCAGUAACGACAACAACGUCAUCAAGUUCUCGGAUAACAGCAGCGCCAUUCGAGGCUACGAGUUGCGAGUGCUUCAGCCGAAGGACACCACAGUAGGAAGCGCGUACACCGUCGUCGACGCUAAGCGUCACAUCAUCUUCACGGCUGAGACUCACAACUUCCCGACCGGCGUGGCGCCAUUCAGCGGUGCGACGACGGGGACGGGCGGCCGCAUCCGCGACGUCCACGCGGCCGGACGCGGUGCCCACGAGAUUGCCGCCACCGCUGGUUACUGCUUUGGGAACCUCCUCAUUCCAGGGUACGACCUUCCCUGGGAAGAGUCCCUUGAGUAUCCGGGAAAUUUUGCCUCUCCGUUGGAGGUCGCCGUGGAGGCAAGCAACGGCGCCUCGGACUACGGCAACAAGUUUGGCGAGCCGGUGCUCUCGGGUUUCUCUCGGUCGUUUGGCAUGGUCGUUCCCGGCGGCGAGCGUCGCGAGUGGAUCAAGCCCAUCAUGUUCUCGGCCGGCAUCGGCAGCAUCGACGGCGACCAGAUCACCAAGGAGAAGCCCGCCAAAGGCAUGCUAGUGGUGAAGAUUGGCGGUCCCGUGUACCGCAUCGGCGUCGGAGGUGGUGCGGCCUCGUCGGUGACCGUUCAAGGAGACCAGGAGGCCGAGCUGGACUUUGGAGCGGUGCAGCGUGGUGAUGCAGAGAUGGAGCAGAAACUACACCGCCUCGUGCGAGCCUGCAUCGAACGUGGCGCCCGCCAGAACCCCAUCCUCAGCGUUCACGACCAGGGUGCAGGAGGCAACGGCAAUGUCCUCAAGGAAAUAGUGGAGCCUGCGGGAGCCACCAUCUGGACGGAGCGCUUCCAGCUGGGCGACCCAACCAUCUCUACUCUGGAGCUCUGGGGUGCGGAGUACCAGGAGAGCGACGCCAUCUUGGUGCAUCCGAAGGACAGGGAGACUCUGGAGCGCAUUGCGGAGCGCGAGCGCUGCCCCGUCGCCUUCGUGGGCGAGGUGACGGGAGAUGGUCGUAUUGUGCUCAAGGAGGCCGGGAAGUCCGGCAAACGGGAUCCAGUCGACUUGGAUCUGGAUUCUGUCCUGGGGGACAUGCCACGCAAGGUGUUUGAGCUGAGUAGCUACAAGCCAGUGCUAAAGCCCCUCAGUCUUCCCGAUGGACUCAAGGUCCAAGAGGCUUUGCAGCGGGUGCUGCGGCUCCCUUCAGUGGCGAGCAAGCGCUAUCUCACCAACAAGGUGGAUCGCUGUGUGACAGGCUUGGUUGCCCAGCAGCAGUGCGUGGGGCCCCUGCACACGCCACUCGCAGAUGUGGCCGUGGUCGCACUCUCCUACUUUGACACGGUGGGCUCUGCCACAGCCAUUGGAGAGCAGCCAAUCAAAGGACUGCUGUGUCCUGCUGCAGGGGCCAGGAUGUCUGUGGCUGAGGCUGUCAGCAACUUGGUCUUCGCCAGGAUUUCUUCGCUUCAAGACGUCAAGUGCAGCGGCAACUGGAUGUGGGCCGCCAAGCUUCCCGGGGAAGGGGCCGCCCUCUACGAGGCCUGCAAGGCCAUGUGCGCCUCCAUGUCUGCCCUGGGCAUUGCUGUCGAUGGAGGAAAGGACUCCCUCAGCAUGGCGGCCCGCGUCGGCAAGGACACCGUCAAGGCUCCCGGAGCUAUUGUGGUGUCUACCUAUGCACCCUGCCCCAAUAUCACCGCAACAGUGACGCCAGAUCUAAAGAUGCCCAGUGCAAGACAAAGGGGUGUGUUGCUGCACAUUGACAUCACCCCCGACAAGAGGAGACUGGGAGGCACGGCCUUGGCACAGUGCUUCAAGCAGCUUGGCGAUGAAGUGCCAGAUUUGGAUGACCCCAGGAGGCUCCGCACUGCCUUCAACACCACCCAAGAACUGCUUUGCGAGGGGCUACUGAUGUCCGGGCACGACGUCAGCGAUGGCGGUCUUGUGACUUGCCUCCUGGAAAUGGCCUUUGCCGGCAACUGUGGCCUGGAAGUGGACGUGCCCUCCAAGGGCGACGCCAUUGCUGCCCUCUUCCACGAAGAGGUCGGCUGGGUGCUCGAGGUCGAGCCGCGAAACCAGGCCCGUGUCGAGGAGGCCUUCGAGCGCGCCGGAGUUCACUGCGUCGCCUUGGGACACAGCGUUGGAUUCGGGCCAAAGGCACAGGUGUCCGUGAGUGUGGCCGGCGAGCCCGUGAUAUCCGGGAAAGUGUGCGACCUGCGUGAUGUCUGGGAAGAGACGAGCUACCAGCUUGAGCUGCGUCAGUGCGACCCGGAGUGUGCUGCCGAGGAGCGCCAGGGACUCCUCAAGCGCACUGCACCCCCGUACAAGCUCACCUUUAGUCUCGACAUCCCCAGGCGUAACCCUGAGCCUCAACUUCGUGUAGCAGUACUGCGUGAGGAAGGAGUCAACAGCGACCGAGAGAUGGCGGCAUCCUUCUUCAAUGCGGGCUUCGAGGCCUGGGAUGUGACCAUGAGCGAUCUCCUGCGGGGCUCCGUGACCUUGGAUCAGUUCCGUGGGCUCGUCUUUCCAGGUGGAUUCAGCUACGCCGAUGUCCUCGGCUCGGCCAGGGGUUGGGCUGCCAGUCUGCUGUUCCACGAGAAGUUGGCCGCCCAGCUGGCCGCCUUCAAGGACCGGCCGGACACCUUCAGCUUCGGCAUUUGCAAUGGUUGCCAGCUCAUGGCCCUGCUGGGAUGGGUGGCUCCCUACACCACAGAGUCAGGGUCAGUCGAACCGGGAACGCAGCUUCUCCACAACCGGUCCGGGCGCUUCGAGUGCCGCUUCACAACGGUCCGCAUCGAGCCCGGACCUGCCAUCAUGCUGGCCGGCAUGGAGGACUCGGUGCUGGGAGUCUGGGUUGCCCACGGAGAAGGUCGCUUCGAGUUCCGCCAUGACACCCUUCUGGACGAGAUGGAGUCGCAGCGGCUCGUGGGCAUGCGCUAUGUCAACGACGCGGGUGCCCCCACGACCGAGUAUCCCCUCAACCCCAACGGUAGCCCGCGGGGAGUCGCGGCCCUGUGCUCGCGCGAUGGCCGCCACCUGGCUGUCAUGCCGCACCCUGAGCGCUGCUCUCUCCCCUGGCAGUGGGCCUACGUGCCGCAAGAAUGGAAGCGGACGAAAUUCGCCGUUUCGCCAUGGGCCAAGAUGUACGACAACGCGUACGCGUGGUGCACCGGGGUGGCUCAGUGAGUGCCCUUGCCGUACUCCGUUCACUCCAGAGCCGACUGUACGAUGAAAGCUGUGUGCUCGCCGGACUGAUCGAGUGCCUUCCUCUCGUCACCUAGACCCGCCCUGUGAGCUUUGGUGGGGGUGGGAGCACGAUCACGUGGUGAAAGAGAAGUAUGACUGGUGUGACAGGCACGAAGCUCCCAUCGCACUGUCGGGUUGGAGUUGAACGGAGUAUGGUCUCGACAGGUCGCCCUUGCCGCGUCUAGUACGUAUGGUAUUGCGUGCCGGUGGCUGCGUAGUCCCGGCCGAAUAACCCAAGACCACAUGCGUUUGCACACUUAGCGGAGGAAACUACUACGGUGACAAAAAUGGUUGAAAAAUGUUGAAAUUAACUCAAACGACUUUUGUUAAUAAAUAAUUGCUCUUGCAUAA
Ixodes scapularis (black-legged tick) is the source of this 5071-nucleotide messenger RNA. RefSeq names its product phosphoribosylformylglycinamidine synthase (gene Pfas). The transcript has 23 exons. Gene Ontology annotation, molecular function: phosphoribosylformylglycinamidine synthase activity. The record is from RefSeq and is a predicted model, not a curated record. Lineage: Eukaryota; Metazoa; Arthropoda; Arachnida; Ixodida; Ixodidae. Gene Ontology annotation, biological process: 'de novo' IMP biosynthetic process. The coding region runs from base 701 to 4660 and encodes 1319 amino acids.